Molecule: messenger RNA, 903 nt
Organism: Podospora anserina S mat+
Lineage: Eukaryota; Fungi; Ascomycota; Sordariomycetes; Sordariales; Podosporaceae
Exons: 2
Coding region: 1-903 (300 amino acids)
Source: RefSeq, a predicted model, not a curated record
AUGUCGCAACCACGUGCAAAACCCAUCGAGCCUGGAGAACUCGACACUCACCCGGGCUAUGCUCGGAGGAACGAGGUUGUCAGAAGGGCUGACUACCUUGUUCAAAAUUAUCUCGAAGUACCUCCUCAUAUUCAAGCCGCAUACAACAUCAUCACUAGUAGACGCCAAGAAUGGGCCAUGGUUGACAACGCGACAAUAUGUCACAUUAUCGACUCACUCCCACCCGGGCUCACAGAGCGCAAGAUUUACAGAAGAGACGACCUCAAGGAGCCCAACCCCUUGAACGAACCGGGCUACUACCAAAUAAUGCGCCGUAUCCUCACCGCCGAACAUAUCUUCUACACAGGACCCCUAGCAGGACACAUCCUUGAGCAAAUGGGCGAGCCCGGCGGUCCUUUCAAGUACUACCUCAAACAAUCCAACAUCUCCAUCACCAACCUCCUCCACUUCACCCGAGCCGUCUCCCACAAAGCCCAAAAGCCCAAGUUAUCCCCCACCGAGAAGAAACCCCCGUCCCAAAGCUCCUCCAGCAAGCCCCCCUCCAUCGACCCUCCACCCAACAACAGUAUAAUCCACCCACAGUUCCAGUACAACAACAUCAACCGCCAAUCCUACUUCUUCGAAGACAUGUCCCGCGUCCUCCGCAAAAAACCAGACAACCACACUCAGCUCGAGCACCGCACCUUUCUCCUUCCCGACUUUCAAUCCCCCCACGAGUACAUCGACAAAGGAAUCCUCAAAAUCAACUCCCACACCCUCCUGUUCGACACAACCCUCAACAACACCCUUCUGAAACUCAUCCAAGAGCUCGACGUCAGACCAGGUAUCAUUGUAAAAGAGUUCUCCUUCUGGCCAGACGGAGCGGACUCAAACCUGCCAGAGACACCCAGUAGAUGGACGUAA